GAGCGCCUUGACUCCCUGUUACGCAGCUGACUCAAAUUGUUUAUUUAUUUAAUUAUUUGUUUUAAGCUCUAAACAGAGUCCAGUGAAAAGCAAUAUAAAUAAUAUAACGUGUUCUUUUUUAUUUUUUUAUUUCUGCAAUGCCUUUCUUUACAACGAAUCAAUUUGACCAUGAUGUUGAGAGAGCAACCAGUGAGAUGAACACAGCUGAAGACUGGGGACUUAUACUGGAUAUCUGUGACAAAGUAGGGCAGUCUCGCACAGGGCCUAAAGAAAGCCUAAGGUCCAUUAUGAGACGUGUGAACCACAAAGAUCCUCACAUAGCUAUGCAAGCACUGACACUUCUAGGAGCAUGUGUAUCAAACUGUGGCAAAAUCUUUCAUCUAGAAGUUUGUUCGAGAGAUUUUGCAAGUGAAGUUAGCAAUGUUUUAAAUAAGGGUCAUCCGAGGGUCUGUGAAAAAUUAAAAGCCCUAAUGGUAGAAUGGGCAGAAGACUUCAAGAAUGACCCACAGCUUAGUCUGAUAUCAGCAAUGAUAAAAAACCUAAAGGAGCAAGGAGUAGCAUUUCCAACAGCAGGCUCUCAGGAGGCAGACCAGGCAAAAGCAAGCCCUGCUUUAGUAGCUAAGGACCCCACAACAGCAGCAACUAAAAAGGAAGAGGAGGACCUGGCAAAAGCUAUCGAGUUAUCGUUAAAAGAACAAAGGCCACAGCAGCAGGGCCUCAUCAGCCUGUAUCCUAGUGCAUCAAGCCUUGCAACAAACACAAAAUCAGAGGGCAGAAAAGUGCGAGCGAUUUAUGACUUUGAAGCUGCUGAGGACAAUGAACUGACAUUUAAAGCGGGGGAAAUCAUCACAAUUCUUGACAACAGUGACCCAAACUGGUGGAAGGGUGAAACAUAUCAAGCAAUCGGUUUAUUUCCUUCAAACUUCGUGACCGCAGACCUUACUGCAGAGCCUGACAUGAUCAAAACAGAGAAGAAAACGGUGCAGUUUAGUGAUGAAAUCCAAAUAGAGACAUUGGAACCUGAACCAGAGCCAGUGUAUAUUGAUGAAGAUAAAAUAGACCUGUUGCAACAAAUGUUACAAAGUGCCGACCCUACGGAUGGUCAGCCAGAAUCCCCCGAACUACUGCAUCUUGAGGGUGCCUGCCAUCAAAUGGAACCUAUGAUUGAUCAGAAGCUUGAAGACAUUGAUAGGAAACACUCUGAACUGUCAGAACUGAACGUAAAGGUGAUGGAGGCCCUUUCACUAUAUGCAAAACUAAUGAAUGAAGACCCUGUGUGUGCCAUGUAUGCUAAGCUGCAAAGCCAGCAAUAUUAUAUGCAACAGCCUGCUUCAGCCAUUUCACAGGUUUACCCUGGACAAGCACAAAGCAGUGCAUAUGUAGUAAAUGGUGGUGCUCAAAUGGGACCAGUACAGGGCUACAGUGUUCCACAAGAACAGCAGCCGUCCUUGAACCAAGGAGCACUUCCACCAAACUCAGGAGCUACCCUGACCAGCCAGCCAGAUCAAAGCACCUACACAAACACUAUGGUAAAUUCAGUACCAGGAAGCACAUAUAUGAACCAGCCUCCUGUCUACAGCCCAUCUGCUCAUGCUGCUGCUAGUGCUGACAUGUCUGCAUACCCAAAUAUGCCAAACUACACUGUUGCCUCUACAAGCCUUCCCCAGCAAGCAGACAGUCAACAGCAAUCUCAUUACUCUCAAAAGGCACUGCUAUAGGACCUCAGGCUUUGAGCAUUCCUUAUCUAGAUCAGCCUCUGCUAGGCAUCCUACUGUAGACCUUACUUUUAAUUUACAGCAGCCAUGCUUUGGCCCUCCGUUCUCUAUACAUUGGGACAAAGAGUUAACAACAACUCUACCACAUCACAAUAUCACUAUGACUGCUUUAUUUUUUAAAGGAUUUUUUAUUUUAUUUUAUUUAUUUUUUUUGCAGAGAGCGAUUAUUUUGUUCUCUGUAAAAUUGUUAUUAUCAUUACUAUUUAUGCUGGGUGCAGCUGGCUAAACUGUGAAAGUUUUAAACAUUGUGUUGCAAAUAUUGUACAUAUAUUGGGGAUGCGAUUUUCAUUAGGAGUCAGUUUGGCUUGCCAUAGUGAUCAUGUUAGCACCUCUAACUCGGUGUUAAAUUAAUUUGCAUCAUAAAUGUAUAAAGAGCUAGGUAUUAUGUUUUUGUAGUGUAUUUUAAUGUGUGUGUGUGUGUGUGUGUGUGUGU
Polyodon spathula (Mississippi paddlefish) is the source of this 2208-nucleotide messenger RNA. Its product is annotated as signal transducing adapter molecule 1-like. Gene Ontology annotation, cellular component: ESCRT-0 complex. The record is from RefSeq and is a predicted model, not a curated record. Gene Ontology annotation, biological process: protein transport to vacuole involved in ubiquitin-dependent protein catabolic process via the multivesicular body sorting pathway. The coding region runs from base 138 to 1718 and encodes 526 amino acids. The transcript is spliced from 14 exons. Gene Ontology annotation, molecular function: ubiquitin binding; phosphatidylinositol binding. Lineage: Eukaryota; Metazoa; Chordata; Actinopteri; Acipenseriformes; Polyodontidae.